CUCGUAGCAUGUUCUUUGGCUUGCAGAUCAGGAAAAACAGGUCCAAGGUUAAUUCAACAUACUGUACAGCUGUGUUUCCUGAUCAAGUAAUUUAUAUUGCAUGUAUGUACCGCCCAUAUGGCAGUUUAGGAUAUAGGAAAAAGUUUAAAGAUUAACUAGAUUGGCUUGACAUCGGGUUAAUCAAAUGCAACUGUAAUAAUUUGGAAAUUAAAUCUAAUAAUCAGAAGAAAAUGAAACCUGAGGUGAACAUGAUGAAAGCUGAAUCGGCAUCGGACUCCAAUCACGCAGAAGCUGAAGCACACGCGGGAAACGGGCACGCGCCGCUCGGCUCUGCUUUCGUCAGCUCCGCCGCAGCUCGUCUGUCUGCCUGUUGUCAUGGAGGAGCCAAGAUGGCGGUCCUGGCCUAUAACCUAGGCAAACGGGAAAUAAAUCAGUAUUUCAGCAUAAAAAAUGCAAAGUUGCUGGCAGCCGCCGCUGUCGUCCUUCUCACUGUGUUUCACUCGGCUUCUCGACAUUAUGGAAGCAGUGACACAUGUGACUGGCUGCUAUCCAGUGGACGUUUUUUAGGGGACAAUGUGUGGCAGCCCUAUGGGUGCAUGUUACAUAAGUACAAAAGCACUGAAGCUAAGCUCUGCCUCAGAGAGAAGAGAAUAGCAUUUGUCGGAGACUCUAGAAUACGUCAGCUCUUCUAUUCUUUCAUCAAAAUGAUGAACCCUGAGGUGAAAGAAGUUGGGAACAAGCAUGAGAACAUCCCCUUUGUUGAUGGUGAUUCCACUGUGAAUUUCCUGUGGUACGCGGAAGUGAACAAUUCCUUAAAGGAGCAGUUGAUGUUAUGGACGGAGGGAUCUGCUUCCAAACCACAUGUCAUCAUCAUUGGUGCUGCUACGUGGUCCAUUAAGUUGCACAAUGGCAGGAGUGAGGCACUUUUUCAGUACAAGGCAAACCUCACAGCUAUAGCAGACACACUGGAAAAACUAGCCGAGCACAGUGAAGUCUACUGGGUUCUGCAAGAUCCUGUUUAUGAGGAUGCACUAAGUGAAAGCCGAAAGAUGAUCACAAAUGAGCAGAUAAAUCUGUACAAUGAGGCAGCAGUUAGCACCCUGGAUACCAGCAAAAAGAAGGUCAAGUUCUUGGAGGCGUCUCGGCAAGCUGCUAUGGAGACCAUUUCCCAGUCCGUGGACGGCCUGCACCUUCCUGAGAGCACAAGAGAUAUUGGCGCCAUGGUUCUGAUGAACUCCAUGUGCAACAAGAUCCUGAAGCCCAUUGACGGCUCCUGCUGUCAGAGCGCUCCUCCGCUAAGCGUCCUUCAGAAGCUAGCAGCUGCUGUCCUCCUGGUGUCCAUUGUCUGCUUCGUCCUGCUGAGCUUCAGCACACAUCGGAAGAGCAAACACGUUCCUGAUCUGGAGAGCGGAGAGGAGAAAAAACAUCCCGCUGCUGUGGGGCAGCUCAAUCCAAAGGGACCUUUACUGGCCAUCGGCAAAAUGAGCCUCAUCAUGGUGUACUUCUACCUGUGUGACCGGGCCGACGUCUUUAUGAAGGAGCAGAAAUUCUACACACACUCCGCUUUUUUCAUUCCUCUCAUCUACAUCUUUGUUCUGGGCUUCUUCUACAGUGAGAACAGCAAAGAGACAAAACUUUUGAACCGAGAGCAGACGGAUGAAUGGAAGGGCUGGAUGCAGCUGGUCAUCCUUAUUUAUCACAUUUCUGGAGCCAGCGCUUUCAUACCGGUGUACAUGCACGUCCGUGUGCUGGUAGCUGCAUAUCUCUUCCAAACAGGAUAUGGACACUUCUCCUUCUUCUGGCUCAAGGGAGACUUUGGACUUUACAGGGUUUGUCAGGUUCUCUUCAGGCUUAAUUUUCUUGUGGUGGUACUGUGUCUGGUUAUGGACAGGCCUUAUCAGUUUUAUUACUUUGUGCCUCUGGUCACCUUUUGGUUUGCAGUUAUUUAUGCCACAAUGGCACUGUGGCCACAGAUUCUUCAAAAGCAAGCUAACGGCAGCGCAUUCUGGAAUCUGGCUUUGUUGUUGAAACUUCUGGGUUUGCUUCUUUUCAUCGGCUUUUUUGCAUACUCUCAGGACUUGUUUGAGGGCAUUUUCUCUGUAUGGCCUCUUUCUAAGCUCUUUGAACUGCAAGGAAGCAUCCAUGAGUGGUGGUUCAGGUGGAAACUGGAUCGAUUUGCUGUGGUCAAUGGGAUGCUGUUUGCCUUCAUUUACCUGCUGCUGCAGAAAUAUCAGCUGCUGUCUGAAGGCAAAGGAGAGACUCUCUUCUCCAACAAGAUUUCCAACUGUCUGCUCUUUGUUUCUGUCGUUUCUUUCAUGACGUACUCCAUUUGGGCCAGUGGGUGCAAAAACAAGUCUGAGUGUAAUGAGAUGCAUCCAUACAUUUCUGUUGUCCAGAUUCUGGCUUUCAUUUUGAUCCGGAAUAUUCCUGGUUACGCUCGCUCUUUGUACAGCUCAUUCUUUGCAUGGUUUGGAAAGAUCUCCCUAGAGCUCUUCAUAUGCCAGUAUCACAUUUGGUUGGCAGCAGACACCAAGGGCAUCCUGGUCCUCAUUCCCGGAAACCCCACGUUAAACAUAAUCGUCAGCACCUUCAUCUUUGUCUGCGUGGCUCAUGAAAUCUCCCAGAUCACCAAUGACCUGGCCCAGGUGGCCAUUCCUAAAGAGAGCGGGCCUCUGCUGAAAAGACUGCUGGGAGCUGGAGUCUUUCUAGUGCUGGUACUGACACUGUCCCAAAAAGACUAGAGUAAUCCAGAGAACAUCAAAAUAAAGACCAGCCCAGAACGUUUGUUUCCUAGGAAUCAAUCCAGGGAACUGUUUAACGCCGUUGGUCUGAGUACAAAACUCAACCCAAGAUUCUUGCAUUCGACAAAUCGCACGAUAAACUGUGUGCAAACCAACGCUCCAUCUCUGAGAUGAGUUUUAUGGACAGUAUUUAAUAAUAAUAAUAAUUUAUGUUUGUAUUUUAUACAAGAUGUCUGCGUUUGUCUUCAUUUGUUUCGAUCCUUUUUUGGAUGCCCAUGACUGCAAAAUGUGAAGGAGGAGUUCUACAUUCCCGCGAUUCUACUUGUAAACUAACAGCGUGUCGUUGACUUGGGUAUUACUAGCUAUAAUUCAUAUCACACCAGCAGCUUUUUCCUUCAGGUGAACGACUGCCCAAGCAUUCAUUUCUGUGCUGUCGAAUUUGUUCAACCCGUGUCCGCGUCGACAUGGAAAAACUGAAGCGAACGUUGUGAGAAUUUCAGGUUUGUUUGGUUUUAUUUUUAGCAGGAACGCCUGAGGAUCGGCUUUUGAUGUUGGUAAACUUGAACAAAAAUAUUGGAGACAUUCAAAGCCUGACGUCCUCUUUACCCUCUUCUGGUUGCACUGAGCGUGGAGCGUCUGUCCUGCAAACUGAGGAGUUUUUGAGCCGCUCGCUUUCCUGACAUGGUUUACUUCACAAGAAUUCAGCUUCAGCUUUGUCUGCGAUCAGUGACCUCAUUAUUUAUUGUGUCUUCAUAUCCGCUCAAACUGCUUGAAAUGCCACAACUGAAGCCAGUUGUCAAUGUUUUUAUUUUUAAUAUAUUACAUGUAAAGAGAGAGAGAGGUUUAAUUAUCAGUUUUCACUGAUUGUGCUGUAAAUAGAUCAUGUGCCACUGUGAAACAAAAGGCGAGUUGUUUGAGGCCGAUUUAAGAACAGUGGCACUUUAUUAUACAGACAUUUCUGGCAGCAGAAGUGGCAUUCAUUAUGAAACGAUCACAUUUUGAAUUUGACAUCACAUGGCAGUUCCGUAUAUGUGAAUUUUAAGCAAGUUAUAUUCCUGUUUUUUAUUUUCAUCAGUGAAAUGCUUUUGUUUUUCUAAGAAAAGCUAUAUUUGUACAGUGUGCCAUCAGCAGGCACUUUCAUGCAACUGAUUGUAAAUGUUUUUUUUGAACGCUUCACCAUGUCAAUGUUCAUAAAUGGAUUAUUUGUAUAGUUUGCUAUAAGUUUAACUUUAAAGAAACCCCAAAGGCCUCAAAGGAUUUUUUGUGUGUGUGUGUGUGCUUUUGUUGUUUUGUCCUUAAAUGUGAAAAUAUUUGGAAAUGCCUUCAUCUUAUUGUACAGUCAAUGUUGAUGAUAAACCUCUUCUCAAACCUGUCA
Messenger RNA from Danio aesculapii, 4116 nucleotides. It is a transcript of the gene casd1, whose product is annotated as CAS1 domain containing 1. Gene Ontology annotation, cellular component: Golgi membrane. Gene Ontology annotation, molecular function: N-acetylneuraminate 9-O-acetyltransferase activity. The transcript has 18 exons. The record is from RefSeq and is a predicted model, not a curated record. Bases 231 to 2741 code for a protein of 836 amino acids. Lineage: Eukaryota; Metazoa; Chordata; Actinopteri; Cypriniformes; Danionidae.